Molecule: messenger RNA, 468 nt
Organism: Lodderomyces elongisporus
Lineage: Eukaryota; Fungi; Ascomycota; Pichiomycetes; Serinales; Debaryomycetaceae
Exons: 1
Coding region: 1-468 (155 amino acids)
Source: RefSeq, a predicted model, not a curated record
AUGAAGUUGGCCAAUGCACUUAAGUUGCGAGCGAAUUUGCAAACAGAUUUGAAGCAGCAAGAAUCAGAAAUAAGGUCAAAUUUGGUACAACAAGAAGGGUUGACUCCUUCCCAUGACUCCAAUGAACAAUACCAGAAAUAUGUGCUCAAGUUAGGAGAGCUAGAGAAGCUUAUUGUGGCGAUAAACUAUACAAACACCAAACUGCGACAUGAAUAUAACGGUCAACAAAAGUCAAUCACAGAGUUGAUUUUACGAAUAAAGGAAAUCAAGCAAAUGAUUAGUUUAACCGAACUGGUGAUAUCGCGCGGUAAGGCUCCUACAAUAAAUACGGCAUCAGAUAUUAGGAUCUUGUCGUGUGUUGAUAUGAAGAAAUACGAUGACAAGUUGGAACAGUUGAAGCUGGAAUUGCUCAAUUUGGAAAUGAAGCUAGAGGAAAUCAACUGGCAAGUUGACCUUUUAGAGCGAUGA